AAAGGCAGAAGGGGAUGAUAGGAUAGAUGAUGAAAAAGAUAUAGAUAAAGACUUUACCAGAGAAAUAGUGAAUAAUGUGGCAAAAGUCUUAUUUCAUGAUAUAAUUUAUCCAACCAAGGACGAAUUUCGCGAGGCAUUGAGAAAUAUUUAG
Funneliformis mosseae is the source of this 151-nucleotide messenger RNA. NCBI's taxonomy places the organism in Eukaryota, Fungi, Glomeromycota, Glomeromycetes, Glomerales, Glomeraceae. The record is from the annotation of a GenBank genome assembly.